AUGGCGAGCGCCAUCGAAUGCCACUCGCCCUACACGAGCCCCGCGGCGCACUGGAGCUCGCCCGGCGCCUCUCCUUACCUCAAGCAGCCUCCUGCCUUGACGCCGAGCAGCAACCCCGCCGCCUCUGCAGGCCUGCACUCCAGCAUGGCCUCCUACUCGCUGGAGCAGAGCUACCUGCACCAGAACGCCCGGGAGGAUCUUGCAGUGGGAUUGCCUCGAUACCAGCACCACUCUACCCCAGUGUGUGACAGAAAAGACUUCGUCCUCAAUUUUAAUGGCAUUUCUUCCUUCCACCCUUCAGCUAGCGGGUCAUAUUAUCACCACCACCACCACCAGAGUGUCUGUCAGGACAUUAAGCCCUGUGUCAUGUGAAUGGACAGGGAUACGCAAGCCGUGGUCCUCUCUUCCCAGGGUCCGAUACAGACUCUGGUGACAUAAUGUGCACGCAGAUAGCAGUAAGUAGCACUCCGUAGCACGCUGGUCACUUAGCCCCAAUACCCAGGAGAGCCUUGUUGACUGCUGUUUUCUACUAGUGACAGAAGGACAAUCCCUGGCAAGGUCAUGCUCCGCAUACAUGGAGGCUCCCGAGUAGAAUGUUAACUUCCUAGGGGAUGUGUUGAACCCUAACCCAAUGGAGAACAUGAACAUGUAACUCUGGGAACCUCCGCUGCCUUCAGCAAUCAGGGUCUGAUCAAAGCCGACAAGUUGUGUUGUGUUUUGUUUUGUUUUCCUGAGUCUAUGAAAACGUGUAUGCUUUUUCAAAAGGAAGUGCCAAGCACAAGGUUGCAAGAAGUCCUCAUCUUGUUGCCUAGUCAGUAGCAGAGUUCUGUUUCGCCAAAUACUCCCAUUUGGAUGCAGGUGCCAAAGAACCCUAUUAAGUAUUUAGAAAUAACAUGUCUAGUUUAAGGAAAUGGUUUUUCAGUAUUGUGACAAUACAACAUUUUUAUGAAGUUGUUUUCUACCACCGUAUUUUAAAGAUAUUUUAUGAUCUUUGUGUGUACUCACACUCUUGCUUAUAGUUUAAAUGGAGGAUAUAUUUGCACUUAUGUAUACUUUUACAGUUUGCCAA
This is a messenger RNA of Echinops telfairi (small Madagascar hedgehog), 1069 nucleotides long. Its product is annotated as forkhead box protein F2. Bases 1 to 372 code for a protein of 123 amino acids. Gene Ontology annotation, molecular function: DNA-binding transcription factor activity, RNA polymerase II-specific; RNA polymerase II cis-regulatory region sequence-specific DNA binding. Gene Ontology annotation, biological process: regulation of transcription by RNA polymerase II; animal organ morphogenesis. The record is from RefSeq and is a predicted model, not a curated record. The transcript is spliced from 2 exons. Gene Ontology annotation, cellular component: nucleus. Lineage: Eukaryota; Metazoa; Chordata; Mammalia; Afrosoricida; Tenrecidae.